Molecule: messenger RNA, 2922 nt
Organism: Poeciliopsis prolifica (blackstripe livebearer)
Lineage: Eukaryota; Metazoa; Chordata; Actinopteri; Cyprinodontiformes; Poeciliidae
Gene: nrbf2b
Product: nuclear receptor binding factor 2b
Exons: 4
Coding region: 144-1055 (303 amino acids)
Biological process (GO): autophagy
Source: RefSeq, a predicted model, not a curated record
UCUUGCCACGUCUGAAUUGACAACUUGUCACGUCACGACGUUUUGCUGUACCUCUGAAUGCUACGAGGGCAAAUGAGCUUCCUCGGCUGUAAUUAUCUUCUUUGUGUUUAUUGUACAUUCGAUAUAUUUGUAUUGUAGUGCGAAUGACACUCACGGAAGCUCAGACGCACAGUACAUGUAGAGCAAACCAUCGACGAAGCGGCACCAUGGAGGUCGUGGACAGUCCGCUGAACCUGGCACAUCAGCAGUGCAGAAAGGCAGAACGUUUGGUCACUGCUGGAAAGUAUGAAGAGGCCAUUUCCUGCCAUGGAAAAGCUGCAGAUCUUCUCACAGAAGCAAUGAAGUCAACAGAGUGUGAGCAGGCCCGUCUGUCCAUGGAGCUACAGAGAGACAGCCAUAUCAAACAGCAGCGUCUGAUUCAAGAGCGCUGGAAGAGAGAAACUCGACGUGAAGCAACCAGGGCGCGACCCGGCGCCGGGCCAGGCCCCCUAACCAAAACCCAGCCGUCAGGACAGCCCCCGGCUGCUGCCGCUGCCAGGCUCUCUACUGAACCAGGCGGAGGAGUCGGUGAGCGAGAGUACGACACCCUGCUUUACCAGUUCCAGACUCGGCAGGCUGGAGCCUGCCAGCGUUUGACUUCACCGUGCGCUGGCUCCAAAACCACCAAGGAUGAUAAGACCCGCCUGGAGGAGCAGCAGACCACCAUCGACGACCUGCGGCGCCUGGUCGACCAUCUGAUGAACGAUAACCAGCGACUGUCGGCCGAGAACAAGCGGCUACGUUUGGAGAACGCCCGGCUGCAGUCUGAGGCCGCAGACUUCGGGGAGCGUUCUGAGCUCUGGGUGCUCCCUCAUGCAGCAGGUGCCAUGGGAACGGGGAGUGGGCAGGAAGGGAAGAACAGUGGGAAAAGCAAGGAGAUCGCUAUCCCUCAGCUGCCGCCAUUGGAGAUGCCGGCUCAGGAAGAUCUGUGUUUGGAUGACCUGCCACCCCUGGAGCUGCCUGAAGACAUUAAGAAUGAACUGCAGGAGCUCCUAGACAUAGACAAACUGGGAUGAAACAAUACUGAGCACACACACACACACACACACACACACACACACACACACACACACACACACACACACACACACACACACACACACACACACACACACACACACACACACACACACACACACACACACACACACACACACAUCACCAUCUUCAUCAUCAAACUAUGUCAAAUGUGGGUCACUGACAGCUGGGUUAAUCUGGGUGAAACCUAAAGUACAGACAUCUCUACUUUCAGGACAGGAUUGACUCCUGGACUGUCUCAGCAGCUCAACAUGUUCUACUGGACUGGAAAUCACAGUCAGACAUUAGCAUCAUUACACAACAGGGCAACUGUGGAGUAAAUUCCUCUGAAGUAAUAGCAUACACUCAUUCACCACACUGAUAACUUACCCAGGCUUUGUUAUUUGCUCCUGUUUAGAGGUAACACCAUGCCUUGACCUUUGUGACCUAAGAACAAAGUGUUGCAUAGAAGGACAUCAGGUGAGGAACAGAAAGCUGCAUGUAGUUCAUCUGGCUGUUACCAUGGAGAAUGCAGUCAACAACAUUACAUCACCUUUAUGUUCCCCUCCAUCGUCCUGCAUGGUUGUGGAUGAAUGAGCCCUGCCCCUCCCACAACAUCUUUGGGAUCAUUUUGAAUUACUAUCCAUAUUUCUGCACACAGAUAAAGAUGCAGUGAGAAUCAGCUGCAGGUGAGCACAUUACUGCUGCUCUCUGGAAAUCAUGGCUGCAGUUUUCUAUCACUGUAGCAGACAGAAAUUAAAAAGUUUUAAUUAUAUGUGUGUGCUGUGAUCUUUAUCUCUUAAGCAUUACAACAUAAUGUCUGAUCUGCUUAUGCCAUUAAAGUGUGAUAUCAGAUUCCAGGCUUUAAAAUUAUUGCCGUGUUCAUGUAACAUGGUGGCAUCACUCAUUCACCACAUUCACCCUCUGGGUCUUAUAGUUGAAACAAUGUUCUUAUAUUUUGUUUCUAAACUUAGGAAAUUUAAUAGGAGAUAAGAACUAAAAUGGUGUGGUUUUCCAUUGUUCAGCUACCAAAACCUAAAGUUAUAAAUGGCAUAUGGCAUGUUGUUCACAUGCUGCUUAUAGCAUGUGAACAAUAUGUUAUAAGCAGCAUGUAUUGUAUUUACCCAUCUGCAUGGUUAAAUACAGAUGGAAGAGAAAAAUGGCUGAUUUGUCUCCCUUGACGUAAGUGAAGCUUUUCAUGUAUACUGAGGGACAUCAGAGACUUUCCCCUGUUCUGAUGCUGCAGCUGAAGUCUGUAGCCAUGGUGACCAUUACAUUUGGAACAGAAAAGGGGGAAGUUUGCAUCCAAGAGCUCACCAGCCCAGAUGGGUAGUGCAGAGAGGCAGCAUCAUGUUGUUUUACUGCAGGAGGGACUGGUGCACUUCAGAAAUCUAUUUUCUGUGAAAAUGUUGGAGCAACAUCUCAAUAAUUUAGCCAGGAAGUUGAACUUUGAACCCAAAUGGGUCUUACACAUGGACAGUGUCUCUGAGUGAGUCACCAAAUUAGUUCCAAAGUAGCUUUUGGACAAAAAAAAAUAAAAAAUCAAUUUAUAAACCAGUCAUUCCCAGAUCAGUCUUCUUUAUCAGGUUGUGACUAGUAGAAAAGGUUUGACACAUGUCAGAGUUUAAAAGAUAGUUAUUCCUGAUACUCACCAAAUGUGUAUAAACCUCUGAAAUAAAAGAAAGUUACUUUUAAAAAAAACUGUAGCGGCGAUUGUUUGCCAAACCAAACAUCCAAUAAAAGUUCCAUCAAGCCACUACUGAGGCACUAGGUCAAGAUUCUGUACACAGAAAAAAGAAGUUUCAAUGUCCAAACUUGAUUGUUCUGGAUGAUUUUUUUUCAGUAAACGAUUACAGAGUUCAAAUU